UGCACUCACACACAAACACACUCCUUGUUAAGAUGAAUGAUUAACUGCACAGAUAAAAAGAAAGCAGCUCUGCUUAGUCUUCAGAGAGGAAGAUCUGAGAUAGAAAUAUAGGAAAAAGGACAGAAAAGACGAGUCUGUCUACUUAGCUCAUUUCACGUUGCUCAACUCUGUCUUUCAUGGAGGAGGGAACUCAAAAGCCUAGGAAGAUUGAGCUGAAUGAUGGCACGUUCAUGCCACUGCUGGGACUUGGGACAUGGAAGCCAGAGUCCACUGGUCCAGACAUGUGUCAAAGGGCCUGUGAGGCAGCGAUUGCUGCUGGAUAUCGUCACAUAGACACAGCCUACUGCUAUAGGAAUGAGGUGGAUGUGGGAAAGGCCAUCAAGGACAAGAUACAGCAGGGUAUCAUCAGACGCCAGGACAUGUUCAUAGUCAGUAAACUGUGGGGCACUCAUCAUGCUCCUGAAGAUAUUCCUGUUUGCUUUAAUAAAUCUUUAAGUGACCUUCAGCUGGACUAUCUGGACCAGUACCUGGUGCACUUUCCAGUCGGACUAAAGAAAGUGGGGGAUGAACUUUUUCCAGAGAGGGAUGGAAAGAUCCUCACAACUGACAUAGACUAUGUGGAUGUGUGGAGGGGGAUGGAAGCUUUGAAAGCAACUGGAAAAGUGAAAAGUAUCGGCGUGUCGAACUUCACAAUGGAGCAAAUAGACAGACUGUUAUCUGUGGCCAAAAUCCCGCCGGCGGUUAAUCAGGUGGAGCUUCAUCCGUACCUGGUUCAGUCUGACCUGAUAGACUACUGUAAAUCCAAGAACAUUGCUUUAACAGCCCAUAGCCCGUUCGGUUCACCCGGGAGACCUUUAGAAUUCCAAACAGGAGACACAGAUCCUAUAGGAUUACUGGAGGAUCCUGUUGUUGUUGAUGUAGCCAAAAAGCACAGGCGGACUCCUGCCCAGGUUCUUUUGCGGUAUCACAUUCAACAGGACAUUGCAGUGAUCCCAAAGAGUGUAAAACCCCACCAUAUUUUGGAGAACACAAAGAUCUUUGAUUUCAUUCUGGAUGAAGAAGAUAUGAAUGCUCUUAGGUCUUUGAAUAGAGGUUGGAGGGCAUGCAUCAUAACAGAGUUGGAACCACAUUACUUCUACCCCUUCAAGUGAAAUGCUGUUAGUCCCCACAAAGAACCCACGUAGGAAAAUCAACAGUCAAGCACUUCUGGAGGAGAUUUCAAUGUAUUGCUAUAAAAUGCAGCAUAUUAGAUUCACAUGAUAAGCAUUAUGGUAUAGACUAACAUUCAAAAGUUUAUGAACUGUGAAAUACUGUUAGAAAUAACAGUAAUGUGAAAAUAAAACUUUAAAUGUAUUUUAAAAUCUAAUUUAUUCCCGUGGUGAGUUUUCAGAAACCAUUUUAAUAUGCUGAUUUGGU
Molecule: messenger RNA, 1416 nt
Organism: Danio aesculapii
Lineage: Eukaryota; Metazoa; Chordata; Actinopteri; Cypriniformes; Danionidae
Exons: 10
Coding region: 177-1151 (324 amino acids)
Cellular component (GO): cytosol
Molecular function (GO): aldose reductase (NADPH) activity
Source: RefSeq, a predicted model, not a curated record